CGCGCCUGGGGAGGCUGUUUGGCGCGAGCGGCUUGAUGCGUCGGCGCGAGGCCCCGGCUUGCUCCGCCCGCCAGCUCGACUCUAUAUGGGGGAUAGGCUUCAUGGAGUUCUACUUCUGAAAUCUUUAAACCAACCUUGCCAGAUGGAUGUGUGGAAGACAACUAAGAUUUGGUGGAUUCAACUAAAUAUUCUUUUAGAGUCAAUUGCUUUUUCUAUUGGGGUGUGUGGCUUUUUUUUAAAAUAUCCCACAAAGAGUUAAUGUUUGUGUCUUGAGGAUACCUGACAUUUAGCAAUCUUAUAACAUCUAUCUGUAUGUCACCAGCAUUUCCCAUGCUAACAGUUCUGAGCAUGUUUUACUAUAUUUGCCUUCGGCGCCGAGCCAGGACAGCAACAAGGGGAGAACGGAUGAACAAUCGGAGAGCAAUUCAAUCACACAGAGCCUCACCUAUCAAUGUCGAAUUAAUCCAAUAUGCCAAAGAGGUGUUGGAUUUCAGUUCACAUUAUGGCAGUGAAAACAGCAUGUCAUACACCAUGUGGAAUUUGGCUGGAACUCCUAAUGUCUAUCCUAGCUCUGGGGACUUUACACAGACUGCUGUAUUUAGAACUUAUGGAACAUGGUGGGAAAUGUGUCCUAGUGCACGAUUACAUUUUACAAGAACACCCCGCAAUUUCCAUAGUCAAGACUACGUAGAGCUUGCUUUUGAGGAACCAGUUUAUCCUACAGCAAUACAUGUUUUGGAAACAUAUCAUCCUGGGGCUGUUGUUAGGAUUUUGGCAUGUUCUGCAAGUCCUUAUUCCCAAAAUCUGCCCACCGAAGUAAGGUGGGAAAUCCUUUGGGCCGAGUCACCUUCCAAGGUGAAUUCACCUCAGGCGCGCCGUUUUACACCUAGUAUCAAACAGAUAAACUUUCCUACAAACCUAAUUCGUUUGGAAAUAAACAGUUCCCUUCUGGAUUAUUACACUGAAUUGGAUGCAGUAGUAUUACAUGGCUUACGAGAGAGGCCUGUGCGUUCACUUAAUACUUCAAUUAUUGAUAUGAAUGAUCUGGAUGAUGAUGAUGAAGAUGAUGAAGAUGAAGAAAGUGAGAGCGAGAGCUGCAGCAUGGAUAGUCUUAAUAAGCAGUUUGGUGCUGCUGCCUUCAGGGAAUGCUCAACUAAUGGAUACUUUGAUAAAUUGCCUUAUGAGCUCAUCCAGUUGAUUUUGAGUCACCUUACAGUCCCAGAUCUGUGUCGAUUAUCACAGACAUGUAAGCUGUUUUAUCAACACUGCUGUGAUCCUCUGCAGUACAUUCACCUCAGUUUGCAACCUUAUUGGGCAAGGAUAAAUGACACAGCUCUGGAAUAUCUACAGUCUCGCUGUAUCCUUGUCCAGUGGCUGAAUUUAUCUUGGACUGGGAACAGAGGAGCCAUUUCUCUUUCUGCUUUUAGCAGGUUCCUGAAGGUUUGUGGUUCUGAACUGUUGCGCCUAGAGUUGUCCUGUGGCCAUUUCCUCAAUGAGGCUUGCUUGAAGGUUAUUGCUGAGACAUGUUGGAAUCUUCAGGAAUUAAAUCUCUCCUCCUGUGAUAAGCUACCACCUCAGGCUUUCAACCACAUUGCCAAAUUGUGCAACCUUACGCGUCUAAUUCUUUAUCGAACAAAAGUGGAGCAAACAGCACUGCUCAGCAUUCUGAACUUCUGCUCAGAACUUCAGCACCUUAGCCUGGGAAGCUGUGUAAUGAUUGAAGACUAUGACACAGUAGCUAGCAUGAUGGGAGCCAAGUGCAAAAAACUUAGAACGCUGGACUUAUGGCGAUGUAAAAACAUUACUGAAAAUGGAAUAGCAGAGCUAGCCGCUGGCUGUCCACUGUUGGAGGAACUUGAUCUUGGCUGGUGCCCGACACUUCAGAGCAGCACUGGCUGCUUCGCAAAACUUGCACGUAAACUCUCAAACUUGCAAAAGCUUUUUCUGACAGCCAACAGGUCUGUGUGUGACUCUGAUAUAGAAGAACUUGCUGCAAAUUGUACUAAUCUUCGACAACUUGAUAUUUUGGGCACAAGAAUGGUGAGCCCUGCUUCUUUAAGAAAAUUGCUGGAGUCUUGUAAAGAUCUUUCCUUACUUGACGUGUCCUUCUGUUCACAAAUUGAUAAUAGAGUUGUCCUAGAACUGAAUGCCAACUUUCCAAAUGUGCUCAUCAAGAAGAGCUUUACUCAGUGACUCAGUUCAUAUGCUGCUAUAUGGAAUUGAUUUGACAAUUCUGCUUCCUGAGUAUUUAUGAUUGACUUUUUUUCAAAGAAAAAAUAUCCUGUGAAUAAUGGGGAAAAGGUUAACUUUUCUUGAUAUGAAGGUUAAAUGCGAAAUCAAGGAUUUAAAUUGUAACGAGCCAUUAUUCCAUGCACUGUACUUGGCAAGUUAGGGUCCCUGUUUGAAAUCGAAAGAAUAAUGUAAAUGUAAGAUGGCAUCCAGUUAAAUGUCUAUUAAAGAGCAUUUAAUAUUACUUCGAUAUUAACAUCAAAAUAAAUGGAAGAUGUAAAUAGAAUUCCACUUUAAGUUUUAGUAUUGGCCUUUAAUGGGCAAAUGUACUUUGGCCAUAGUUGGAACUCAAAUGUUUCAAGUGCAAAUAAGUAUGCAACUCAUUUCUUCUAACAACAGUGAUUUGAUAGCUCCUUUAAAUCUGAUAUUUGUGGUGAGGGAUUUGCCAUUUCCAAUAAAAAAAAGAACAGUUACGUGUCUAUCCAUCUUAGAAUUUUAUGUUUAUCAUACGAUAAAGGGAACUUGUGAGGCUGAAAAUAGUAGCUACACAUUUUUAUCUCUUUCCCCUGAUGAUAUCUGACAAUACAAAAUGUGUGGAUGAUAUCAGCAGGCAGAUUCCCCCCCACCCCCAGUCCCGUUCCAUUUCAUUGGACUGGUCAUUGUGUUGGUGGAAAAACUCUCUCUCUCUCUCUGCAGUGACAUCCAGUUGUGUAUUAUUCGAUUAAUUUAGAAUAGAAGAAGCAGAAUAGCCACACUGCUUUUUGGUUGGCCUUCCAUUGCUUCCAACUUGAUCCUUGGUACAAGAUACACAAUUUAGUUGGGCUUUUUGUCUGUUGCAAUAAUGUGUCAGGGUUUUGAAAGCAAGCGUAUUUUGCAUCGUGUGACUUCUGAUUAGGAUUACCAACUUUAAUCAAGGUGAUUAAUAAACUACACUUGAAGUUACAGAUAAAACAAAUUAGCCCCAGUUAAUCAGUGAGUUUUCAACAAGUGAAGAUCCUGGGAUUUUUAAAGAGUCUGCUACUAUGCACAUUAUACAUGUUCCAUUUUCAGAAAUGGAGACCAGAUUUUUUGUGUACUGUCCACGCACAGUCUUUCUGUACUGUUCAGUUCAUGCUUAAGUUAUUCCAUAUGUUGGUUUGCUUGCAUAUACGGUCACCAGAAUAAAAUAGAGAGGGUGUGCGUGUGUAUGCCAUUCCUUAAAAUGUUUAAAUAUGAAAAUAGUACUUUGGUGACUACUCUAAAUUUGUUCUGUAAAAAUAAUUUUUAUUUUGCAUUUUUAAAAUGUGUUUUUAUAAAUAAUAUAUAUUCAGUGUAAUUAAGAAUUACAUUUGUACAUACCUGUUACAGAAGAGUUCGCUCCUUUGGACUGUAUAUAUUUACACAUUUUAAUAUUUUAAAAUAAGCCUUGUUUUACGUAGCUCAGGGUACGCAUGGAUAUGUUUCCUUUAAAGAAAAAACACAUGAAUAUGUCUAAUUGUAAGUAUUAUUACAACUAUUGUGGUUAAAAUGUGUGCCUUUCCUUUUUACAAUCAACAGAACAUAUAAGGACACUUAUGCAGACACUGCGUGUCAUUGAAAUCAAUGAAGAAAGUGUGUUUAUGGUGCAACUGUCUUUGUUUACAUCCCAGAGCAAUUGAUUACCCUGGUCACAAAAAAACAGGACUAGGGUCACAAAAAUUUUCCAAGAAUGAAUUAAACUUUAUUUGGACACUUUU
This is a messenger RNA of Elgaria multicarinata webbii, 3944 nucleotides long. RefSeq names its product F-box and leucine rich repeat protein 4 (gene FBXL4). The transcript is spliced from 9 exons. Gene Ontology annotation, cellular component: SCF ubiquitin ligase complex. Gene Ontology annotation, biological process: SCF-dependent proteasomal ubiquitin-dependent protein catabolic process. The record is from RefSeq and is a predicted model, not a curated record. Gene Ontology annotation, molecular function: protein binding. The coding region runs from base 313 to 2193 and encodes 626 amino acids. Lineage: Eukaryota; Metazoa; Chordata; Lepidosauria; Squamata; Anguidae.